This is a messenger RNA of Lingula anatina, 1428 nucleotides long. Its product is annotated as E3 ubiquitin-protein ligase TRIM56. Gene Ontology annotation, molecular function: zinc ion binding. The record is from RefSeq and is a predicted model, not a curated record. Lineage: Eukaryota; Metazoa; Brachiopoda; Lingulata; Lingulida; Lingulidae.
AUGUCUGGGGACAUGUCGAUUCCUGGGACAUCCAAGACACAACCGAAACCCUCCCCUGAUGCAUACGCAAGCCUUUCGACGCAGAUCAACGAAGACUUUCUCACGUGUCAAAUAUGCAUGGAACUUUUCAAAGAACCAAAGGGCCUGCCAUGUUACCACACGUUCUGUUUAGGGUGUAUAGAGGAUUAUUUACGGCGUCUAAACCCUAAAUAUGGUACCGCGGGCUUUCAGAUGAAAUUCUCUUGCCCAGUGUGUUGUAAAGAAAUUCAAGUUCCAGAAGAAGGUGCUAAGGGGUUUCCAACUAAUCUGUUGGCUAACAAUCUCAAGGAAAAACUACAAAAACGUAAGCGUGCUCUUCUCCAAAAUGUCACAGAAGAAAAUCUGUGUGUGUGCGGUACCGUUGCCUUAUCCAUCUGCCUGGAAUGCGAUCAGCUGCUAUGUGGCCAUUGUGAAAAGUCACACAAAGCCCUCAAAAUUACCGAAGCACACGAGAUCAUGUUGCUCAAAGAUUACAGCAGCGCUGACAGCAAAACCACGAUGCUUCAGAGAAGAAAAAUAAAAUGCCGUAGCCAUCCUGCUGAAAUUUUAACUUAUUACUGCAUUGAUGAUAGUGAAGUUAUUUGCAGGGAAUGCGUUGUCAAGUCGCACAGCAAACACAAUUUCGUUGAGCUGACCUCGGUAGCAGACAAGCACAGAGGCCAGUUACAAAAUAUGCUGAAAGUGGUCAAAGGGAAUACAGAAAAACACCAAGCAGCUAUUAAAGAACAUGAAAAUGCAACCUUGUCGCUAGAAACUUCGAAGUCCGGAUUAAAGCAGAAAGUCGAAGACCGCUACGAGAAACUUGUUACUCAACUAGGCAAACACAAAGAAAAAUUAAUGGAAAAAAUCGACAAUGAGUUCGAACAACAAAUGCGUGGACUUUCCCUAAGCUUGGCCGCACUCAAGGAUGGGUGCGUUACGUCUCAAGGUUUAGCUGGGUUUAUUGAGGAACUGGAAACGUGUGGAUGUGAUGCCGAGGUAGCUACAUAUGUUCAAAGUUUGGAAGGGAAAGUUGAGAAGCUGGAUAUCGUGCCUGCCAAAAAACCAGUGAACAGCGCUGAUGUUUUCAUAUCCUCUCCCAAUAGUGACCUCACAGAUGGGAAAGUAUUAGAUAGCUUAUUCGGAAGAGUUCAGACAAGGAAAGAAAGUGCCGAGGAGUCCUCAAAGAGCGCAAGAUCACACAGCAGUCCAACUCUAGAUGUGGGGGGUAGUAACCAGCCCAGCAAUCCUGGUGCGUCGUCCGCUGCAGCAGGGCGUGUAUAUUUGCCACAUGAAGGCAGCAGGGGUGUGCAAGGACGACACAACCAACAGGUGCAACAAAGAGACGUGCGGCAACGUGCACGUAUACCUCAGAGGGCUGACAAACACAAGAGCUGUAGCUCUCAGUGA